Molecule: messenger RNA, 3234 nt
Organism: Aspergillus affinis
Lineage: Eukaryota; Fungi; Ascomycota; Eurotiomycetes; Eurotiales; Aspergillaceae
Gene: pmr1
Product: Ca(2+)/Mn(2+)-transporting P-type ATPase PMR1
Exons: 3
Coding region: 1-3234 (1077 amino acids)
Biological process (GO): intracellular calcium ion homeostasis; manganese ion transport; calcium ion transmembrane transport
Cellular component (GO): Golgi membrane; endoplasmic reticulum; plasma membrane
Molecular function (GO): ATP hydrolysis activity; P-type calcium transporter activity; ATP binding
Source: RefSeq, a predicted model, not a curated record
AUGAGAGAUGUCAAGACCUCCGUCUCCAUCUCCGGCGGGUGUGCGCUCCAGUUCCUCUCCCCAAGUAAGUCAAGCCGCAUCCAUUUCGAUCACUUUCGGGGACUUCAGCAUUCCCCAUUGCCCCUAUUCAAGAUCCUGAAUGCUGACGCGGGAUAUCCUGAGCAGACUUCAACCUCGACCUACUCCCUAUUAGACCCUCAAGAAACCGCGGAGCGCCUGCAAACAUCUCUUACCCAUGGACUCACCCCGGCAGAGGCCGAGGUGCGCUUGAUACGGGAUGGACCGAAUGAAUUGCCUCACGAGGAGCCCGAGCCGCUGUGGCUGCGGUUUCUCAAGCAGUUCCGGGAAACAUUGAUCUUGCUACUUCUAGGAUCAGCAGCGAUUUCGUUUUUCAUGGGAAAUUACGAUGACGCCGUCAGCAUCACUCUCGCCGUAACAAUUGUCGUUACCGUAGGGUUCGUCCAGGAGUAUCGGUCGGAGAAAUCCUUGGAGGCACUGAGCCGCCUGGUACCGCAUCAUGCACAUCUUAUCCGUGACGUUCCCCAUUGGAACACUCCCCCCAUGGACAGCUCCAUACCCGCCGCUCCCGCAGGACCCGAUGAAGACAUGGAAUUGCAGGAACUUCGAAGCAAGAGUCCAGGCUCGGCGGUCAAGGCCUCCACCACGGUUCCUGCUGCCGAAUUGGUGCCGGGUGACAUGGUUCUUUUUAGUGUCGGUGACCGCAUUCCAGCAGAUAUCAGAAUCACCGCUGCAACGGACCUGUCCAUCGAUGAAUCUAAUCUCACCGGGGAGAACGAGCCGGUUACAAAGUUUGCCGACGCCAUUCGGAAUUCGAAGAACCUUUCAACCCAUUCGCCUAAAAUUGUCAGCCCCCCGCGGUCUCCGUUUUACGAUGCCCCAGCCAGUGGGGCUGUAGGAGCGGAUAUCCGCUUGAACGAACAACACAAUAUUGCCUUUAUGGGAACUUUGGUUAGAUCGGGAUAUGGACAAGGAAUUGUCAUCGGCACUGGUGCAAAAACGGAGUUCGGCAGCAUUUCCGCGUCAUUGCAGGAGAUUGAGAGCCCAAGAACGCCACUACAACUCUCAAUGGAUCGCCUGGGUCAAGAAUUGAGCUAUGUCUCUUUUGGUGUCAUCGCGUUGAUUGUUGUGAUAGGGUUGCUUCAAGGCCGCAAGCUUCUUGAAAUGUUUACCAUUGGUGUCUCUCUGGCUGUCGCGGCGAUCCCUGAAGGACUCCCCAUCAUUGUGACGGUAACCCUUGCUCUGGGCGUGCUGCGCAUGGCAAAGAGGGGAGCCAUCAUGCGAAGACUUCCAAGUGUUGAGACGCUGGGAUCAGUAAACGUUGUCUGCAGCGAUAAAACGGGAACACUCACUCUCAAUCAUAUGACUGUCACGAAAAUGUGGCAUUUUGACUGUCCUGAGCCAUUCGAAGUGCACAACGACAUCACAUCUUUAACCCCAGGACCUGCAGCUCGAACCGUUCUUCGAAUUGGAAACAUUGCCAAUAAUGCCAGACUGUCACGUGUGAACGCGAACUCGCCCGCGAGCGCAUCAUCAGCCGCAGUGCUGUCUUCGACUGAUGAUAGAGCCUCUGGAUCCGUCAAGAGCAGGUGGGUGGGUCAACCCACCGAUGUCGCCAUAUUGGAUCUAUUAGACACCUUCGGGGAGGAUGAUGUACGUGAUCGAAUCAGUGCUCGCGUUGCCGAAACUCCCUUUAGUUCCGAACGCAAGUGGAUGGGCGUGAUUAUUGGAAGCGGCUCUUCCGGCGAGACAAACGUUGCCUAUAUCAAGGGUGCGCUGGAGCAGGUUCUAAACAGAUGUGAUACCUACCUAACCAAGGACGGCCGCGAAGUCAUCUUGGAUGAGCGACGGCGCCAGACUGUCCGACAGGCAGCCGAGCAGAUGGCAUCGGAAGGUCUGAGAGUGCUCGCUUUCGCCAGUGGAGCUGUGAGAGAUUCGUCUAGAGGAAGGCCUUUUGGGAGCAGGACCGGCACCCCUACUUCUAAAAGCAGCCAGGGCGAUGACGACGAUCGGUAUACUGGAUUGGUCUUCUCUGGACUGGUGGGGAUGAACGAUCCACCCCGGAAGAAUGUCCACAAGGCGAUCAGGCGCCUAAUGGCUGGAGGGGUACGAAUCAUCAUGAUAACCGGUGAUGCAGAAACCACAGCCGUGGCCAUUGCAAAGAAACUCGGAAUGCCAAUCAGUGACGCUCCGGGUUCGCGGCCUGUGCUCAGUGGGGAAAAUAUUGAUCGAAUGAGCACGGAGGAGCUUGCGCAAGCGAUAGCUUCUGUUUCAAUUUUUGCCCGCACCAGUCCAGAUCAUAAAAUGAAAAUCGUUCGUGCACUUCAGUCCCGAGGCGAUGUGGUAGCCAUGACCGGAGAUGGUGUGAACGAUGCUCCGGCGCUGAAGAAAGCCGAUAUUGGCAUCUCGAUGGGAAAGCUAGGUACCGACGUCGCUAAGGAAGCCGCGGAUAUGAUAUUAACGGACGAUGAUUUCUCGACCAUCCUGCGAGCCAUUGAGCAGGGCAAAGGAAUCUUUUAUAACAUCCAGAAUUUCAUUACAUUCCAGCUCAGUACUAGCGUCGCCGCCUUGAGUCUCGUGCUGUUGAGUACGACUCUGGGCUUCAAGAACCCCCUCAAUGCCAUGCAGAUUCUCUGGAUCAACAUCCUCAUGGAUGGCCCUCCGGCGCAGUCAUUGGGUGUAGAGCCGGUCGAUCCGACGAUCAUGAGUCGUCCGCCGCGACCCAGAACAGCCCGGGUCCUCACGAAGCCGCUCAUCCAACGGGUAGUCACUGCGGCUCUGACGAUCAUGAUGGGCACCUUGGCGAUUUACGUGUACGAGAUGGGCGAUGCGGACGACGGCAUGACCCCUGGCAAGCGAUCUCGAGUGGUUACGGCGCAUGACACGACGAUGACAUUUACCUGCUUCGUGCUCUUUGACAUGUUUAACGCCCUUGCUUGCCGCAGUGAGGGCAAAUCUGUGCUUCGCGGCGAAAUCUCACUCUUCGGAAACAAGAUGUUCAAUUACGCAGUGUUCGGAUCCCUGGCCGGUCAAGCCUGCGUGAUUUACCUGCCCUUCCUGCAAAGGAUCUUCCAGACGGAACCACUCAACUUCGCCCAUCUGUUCAAGUUGUUGUGUAUCUCGAGUUCGGUCUUUUGGGUCGACGAGGCUCGAAAAUUCUACCAGACUUUGAAGCGGCGCCGGGCCGUUGGGGUAGGGUACAGUGUGAAUGUUUGA